UAGAAUUUCGUAGGGCAACACUGUUCACUUCGCGUGCUGAUUUGUUUAUAAUUUUCGGCCAUGCAAUUCCACUUUAAAAUAGCGGACGCUGAACGAGAUAGGGACAAUGCUGCGGCAACCAGCAAUGCCGUUCUCAACCCGCACGCCGCUUUGCAGCCGCAGCAGCCGGUUGCACUGGUGGAACCCAAGGACGCCCAGCACGAGAUUCGACUGCAGAAUAUCGUGGCCACGUUCUCGGUGAACUGCGAACUGGACCUCAAGGCGAUCAACUCUCGGACCAGGAACUCAGAGUAUUCGCCCAAGCGCUUUCGGGGCGUGAUCAUGCGAAUGCACGCCCCCCGCUGCACUGCUCUAAUCUUCCGGACGGGUAAGAUCAUCUGCACUGGUGCACGCAACGAGAUCGAGGCUGAUAUUGGCUCCCGAAAGUUCGCCCGAAUCCUGCAAAAGCUGGGUUUCCCAGUGAAAUUCAUGGACUACAAGCUGCAGAACAUUGUGGCCACGGUGGACUUACGUUUCCCCAUCCGCCUGGAGAACCUCAAUCAGGUACACGGCCAGUUCAGUUCUUACGAACCUGAGAUGUUUCCCGGCCUCAUCUAUCGCAUGGUCAAACCUCGUGUCGUGCUCCUAAUCUUCGUCAACGGCAAGGUCGUCUUCACGGGGGCCAAGUCGCGCAAGGACAUAAUGGACUGCCUGGAGGCCAUCUCGCCCAUUCUGCUUAGUUUUCGCAAAACGUAGGAAGAUUUGUUGUAUACUUUAGUUUUGUUAAAUUAGUUUAGGUCUUUUGCGAACAACUUGAUUAUUUAUAUGCGUAAAAAUACGGACAUAAAUGUUUAAUUUUUUUAAAGACAGCUAUUACCCUUAGUUUUCUAAUUAUUAAAUCCAAUGAUUUUUUAAAGAAUCAAGAGUUUACACAAAAUAUUAUAAUAUUUUGCAUAUACAUGAAUUUUAGACUGUUUCGCCCCAUUUAUCUAUUAUGUAUAUAAAAUAAAGCGUUUUAUAAUACCCA
This is a messenger RNA of Drosophila serrata, 1006 nucleotides long. It is a transcript of the gene Trf, whose product is annotated as TATA-box binding protein-related factor. Lineage: Eukaryota; Metazoa; Arthropoda; Insecta; Diptera; Drosophilidae. The record is from RefSeq and is a predicted model, not a curated record. Gene Ontology annotation, molecular function: DNA binding. Gene Ontology annotation, biological process: DNA-templated transcription initiation.